AUGGAGCGGCGCGCGUCGUACGUGCUAUUGGUCGUCGCCCUGUUCAUCCUGUCGUGCUCGUUCAUGACCGUGGCCUGGUACGGCCACCUCAAGUUCGCCAGUUGGCCGACGCAUAAGGCCAUUCUGCUCUCGUGGGCGGUGGCGCUCGCAGAGUACGCGUUCAUGGUCCCCGCGAACAGGAUAGGCCACGCAAGGUGUGGCAUGUCCGCGGCGGACCUGAGGGCGCUCGCGGAGGUGUGCAUCCUCGGGGCGUUCAUGGCGUUCAGCGUCCUGGUCCUUCGGGAGCCGCUGCGGGUCAAUCACGCCAUCGGGUUCGCCGUCGUGUUAAUCGGCGUCUGCGUGGUGCUCAAGGGACCGUUCGAGCACGUCCUGGUGGACCUGGGCGACGUAGGGGACGUGAGGCGGGAGAAGGCGGUUGAUCCGACGGCGCCGGGAGCAGGGGCCGCGAGCGCGGUGUGA
Molecule: messenger RNA, 459 nt
Organism: Micromonas commoda
Lineage: Eukaryota; Viridiplantae; Chlorophyta; Mamiellophyceae; Mamiellales; Mamiellaceae
Exons: 1
Coding region: 1-459 (152 amino acids)
Source: RefSeq, a predicted model, not a curated record